UAUUUCAAGACAGCUGAGCUAAUAAGUAACUUAAAGCAAGCAAAGCAGAUAGGCUGUUUAUUUGGCUGACAAAACAAAUGCCUGGAGCAAACCGUCUAUGAUGGCACGUUUAUUUUUGCUCUGUAUACUUCAUCUUUUAAUCUGCAUCACUGUCCAGGAAAGUGUAUACUUAAUCACUGCACCUAAACUGCUGCGACUCGAUGCUUCGGAAAAGGUGGUGGUGCAGUUGUUUGGCUAUGAGAAUGAAAUUACAGUAGAUCUUCACCUAAAGAACACACUAGCACCAAGUUAUAAACAAUAUGCAUCUGAGUCCCUGAAACUCAACGCUGAGAAUAACUAUCAAGCUUCGGCUACUUUACGGAUAAUGCCUACAGAUUUCCCUAAAGGGGACAAGUAUGUCUACCUUCAGGCGAUUUCCUCUGCUUUCAUGGCACAUGAAAAAAUCCCAGUCACUACAGUAAACGGUUUUCUCUUUAUCCAGACUGACAAGCCAAUAUACACACCCGAACAAGAGGUACAAGUGCGUGUUUACUCCCUCAACGAGGAGCUGAGGAAAUCUAGACGAACCGUCACCCUUACAUUCGUGGAUCCUAAUGGUAUCAAAGUAGAGAUGAUCGAUAUGACAGACAUCAAUGGAGCAAAGCCACUUCUUCCACCUUUCAAAAUACCUUUAAAGCCAAUUUAUGGGAUAUGGAAGAUUUUGGGCACCUAUGCAGACACUUUUGAAACCACUGCCACGGCUGAGUUUGAGGUCAAAGAAUAUGUGCUGCCUAAUAUUUCACUCCACAUUCAGCCCGAGGCCAACUACGUCAGUGAGAAGAACUUUGAAUCUUUCAAAUUGAUGAUUUCAGCCAAAUAUUUUUGUGGAACACCAGUUAAUUCAGCAGACAUUUUCGUGACAUUUGGAUACAGUUCUCCAGAUGAAACUGUCAUGAUACCAACAACCUUUUCAAGAUACAUGCUGAGAGAUGGAAAGACAGAAGUCAACUUAGACAUCAAGUCAGCUUUGUCAACUAUGCCAGAUGGGCCUCAAAGUCUGAGAGAAAUGAUAGAAAACAGCUUUCUUCAAGUGAGAGUUUUGUUACAAGAAUCAACUGGUGGUAUCUCCCAGGAAGCAGUGCUCUCAAAUGUGAAAUUUGUGCAAACUCCAUUUACACUGAAUCUGAUUUCAACACCUGCUUUCAUCAAACCGGGUCUACCAUACGCAAUGAGAGUCUUGGUGAAGGAUCCUUUGGGUAAACCAGUGCAAGGUGUGUCAGUCACGACAAGGGCAACAAUAAACACAGCUGACAAAGAACAUGACACCCUCAAAUUCUCAGGAUACAAUGAUACAUUGACAGUGACAAGUCGGAAGGAUGGAAUUGCUUACUUCACCUGUAAUAUACCAGCUAAUGUAAAACAAGCUGAAUUCACUUUUGAGACAGAAGAUCCUUCUUGGAGUCAGGAUCCACUUAAACUAAAGGCGGAAUCAUAUGUGUCUGUCAACCAUCGUUACCUGUACAUCAAUUUGCCUGAAUCCUCAGAAUUUGAAGUCGGACAGAACAUUUCCAUCGAUGUUUACUUUGAAUUUCGUGACUACCUUUCUCUGAAGACCUUCAGCUACCAGAUCAUUUCCAGAGGAAAAGUUGUGCAGUUUGACACAGUUAACUGGGGUGGUGUAAAGAGUCAGAACCUCAACAUUCAAAUCACCCCUGACAUGGUGCCAUCUGCCCGGCUAGUGGUGUACUACGUCCUGUAUGGUGAACAAAAAGCAGAGCUGGUGGCAGACUCCACAUGGAUUGAUGUGAAGGCUAAAUGUGUUAACAAUUUAAACGUAGACAUAUCAACUCCCAACUCACAGUAUGUCUACAAACCCAAAGAUAAACUCAAAUUAAGAGUGUCAACUAAAAGCAGAGAAGAGUCACUGGUGGCCUUUUCUGCUGUUGAUACAGCCCUAUACAACCUAAAAUCUAAUGACAAGGACCCUCUAAAAAAGGUGUUACAACAUGUUGAGCGAAGUGACUUGGGUUGUGGAAGAGGCGGAGGCAAAAAUAAUGGUGAUGUAUUUGACCGUAUCGGCCUUAUGUUCAUCACCAAUGCAAACGCCAAAACCUCUAGCACAGAGGGGGUUUGCUCCGACUUGGUUAGGCCAAAGCGUUCAGUUGACCUGGCACAAAAGUUUGAGCAAUUGGCCAAAUCCUUUGGGUUGUACAAGCGUUGCUGCUCCUCUGGGACAGAGAGUAGCCCGGAAUUCGAAACCUGUCAGCAUCGUUCAGAGAGAUUGUCUUAUCCUCCAACUUUUGAUGCAACUCAGAAGAGGCGGUGUAAGUAUGCUUUCUUGAGAUGUUGCACCGAAGCUCUUAAGCUCCGUAAAGAGGUGGAUAAAAUCAUACUAAGUCGCAAAGCAAUGGACUUUCUGCUGGAUGCGAUGCCAUCUCCGUUUAGGGGCUACCACUUCCCUGAGAGCUGGUUAUGGGAGGAACACACAACCAAGUCUGGCUCAGUAAGCAUUACCAAAAUUAUUCCAGACUCACUGACUACAUGGGAGCUCAAAGCAGUUGGGGUAUUCAGUGAGGGGAUCUGUGUGUCAGAGGAGAAGAUUCAGGUGUCCCAGGACAUUAGUGUGGAUGUGCCCUAACCUUAUUCCAACGACAUGAAAAUUCAAAAUAUAA
Carassius auratus (goldfish) is the source of this 2651-nucleotide messenger RNA. Its product is annotated as complement C5-like. Gene Ontology annotation, molecular function: endopeptidase inhibitor activity. Gene Ontology annotation, cellular component: extracellular region. The record is from RefSeq and is a predicted model, not a curated record. The coding region runs from base 98 to 2617 and encodes 839 amino acids. NCBI's taxonomy places the organism in Eukaryota, Metazoa, Chordata, Actinopteri, Cypriniformes, Cyprinidae. The transcript is spliced from 21 exons.